Molecule: messenger RNA, 150 nt
Organism: Racocetra fulgida
Lineage: Eukaryota; Fungi; Glomeromycota; Glomeromycetes; Diversisporales; Gigasporaceae
Source: the annotation of a GenBank genome assembly
AAAAAUUUUUGGUUGAAGAUCAGAACCAAGAACUACUUUCGAUUAAAGAUCAGGACCAAGAAAAAUUUUUGGUUGAAGAUCAGAACCAAGAACUACUUUUGAUUGAAGAUUAUGACCAAGACUUUGUCUUUGAAUAUAUUGAUAUAGAUA